Messenger RNA from Trichoderma citrinoviride, 1434 nucleotides. Its product is annotated as DUF21-domain-containing protein. Gene Ontology annotation, biological process: magnesium ion homeostasis. Gene Ontology annotation, cellular component: intracellular membrane-bounded organelle. NCBI's taxonomy places the organism in Eukaryota, Fungi, Ascomycota, Sordariomycetes, Hypocreales, Hypocreaceae. The transcript is spliced from 3 exons. The record is from RefSeq and is a predicted model, not a curated record. Bases 1 to 1434 code for a protein of 477 amino acids.
AUGGGCCAGGACUCCAUCUACCUCCAGGUCCUGUCGGGCGAUGCCACCGAGCCGCAACACAAGAACGCGAAGCGAGUUCUCAAGCUGCUCAACCGAGGAAAGCAUUGGGUGCUCGUGACCCUGCUGCUCGCAAACGUCAUCGUUAACGAAUCGCUUCCCGUCGUGCUGGACCGCUUCCUAGGCGGCGGCGUUGCCGCCGUCGUCGGUAGUACGAUUCUUAUCGUCAUCUUUGGCGAAAUCGUGCCCCAAUCAGUGUGCGUGCGAUAUGGCCUCCCGAUUGGCGGGUACAUGUCCACGCCCGUCUUGAUCCUCAUGUAUCUCUUGGGCCCAGUGGCCUGGCCGACUGCGAAGCUCCUCGACUGGAUCCUCGGAGAGGAUCACGGUACGGUGUACAAGAAGAGCGGCCUCAAGACGCUCGUGACGCUGCACAAGUCGCUCGGCGAAGUGUCGGAACGGCUGAACCAGGAUGAGGUCACCAUCAUCACUGCCGUCCUGGAUCUCAAGGACAAGCCUGUAUCGGAAGUCAUGACGCCCAUGGACGAUGUCUUCACCCUGGCCGAGGACCACAUCCUGGAUGAGGCUACCAUGGACACCAUCCUCUCUUCCGGAUACUCGAGGAUCCCCGUCUACCGCUCCGGCAACCCGACCGAUUUCAUAGGUAUGCUCCUCGUCAAGACGCUCAUUACUUACGAUCCCGAGGACCGCAUCCCGGUCCGAGAUGUGCAGUUGGGAGCUGUUGUAGAAACGCGGCCCGAGACAAGCUGCUUGGACAUUAUCAACUUUUUCCAGGAGGGCAAGUCCCACAUGGUGCUGGUCUCUGAGUUUCCCGGCUCCGACCACGGUGCUCUUGGCGUCGUGACGCUCGAGGAUGUCAUUGAAGAGCUCAUCGGAGAGGAAAUUGUUGACGAAUCGGAUGUCUACGUCGACGUACACAAGGCCAUCCGGCGUCUGACCCCAGCUCCACGAGCUCAUCGCAGGCACAGUGACGCGCCGGGUGCAGGUGUGGCGGUUAGGAAGACGCCAGACCAUGUUGGCGGCCAGCAAAAGCCUUCGGACGGUCAGGAAGUCGAGGUCGGCUCCUUGAAGAGCGACUCGGGCCACUUUGAGCGCCCUCCCAGGACCGCCGUGUUCAUGAAGCGCCAACACUCGGCGGACGGCCGCGUCGGAAAGAAUGUGCCCGUCAAAGCAUCGCUGGACGAGAUGCGGCAGCAACUGCGACUGGGACCCGCGAACCGCGCGGCGAAGCCGCUGAGCAGCACGCGCGGAAGCGUGUUCAAGAUCAAGCAGGGCCUGGGGACGGUGGUGACGACAACAACACCAGACGCAAAACCGGUGAAUGGCAAUGGCAACGGCAGCUCGGAGGGUGCAGACGGGCCGAGCGAACACACCGAAACCACGCCAUUGCUGGGAAAGGGUCAGAAUGGCGCAAGUUAG